GCUCUUCGUCCACGUCAGGCUGAUAGUGAUAAGUAAUUAGCAGUUAAUUAAUUAAUUACCCGGUGAGAGGUUCAGGAUAUGAUGACGUGGACGAGCAGGAUGACGUGGAGCUAUGGUGGUGAUGACGAUGAUGAUGAUGGUGAUGACGAUGAUGAUGAUGGUGAUGACACUAAAUUGAUUGACUAUGACGAUGUUGAUGACGUGGCGGUUUUCGAUGAUGAUGCAGAUGAUAAACGUAGCGGUCUCGAUGAUGAUGAUGAUGAUGAUGAUGGUGGUGGUGAUAUGUUCUGGGUGAAUAGUGCUGCUGCUGCUUCUGUUGUUGAUGAUGAUGAGGAUGAGGAUGAUGAUGAUGAGGAUGAGGAGGAUGAGGAUGACGAGGAUGACGAGGAGGAUGAGGAUGAGGAUGAGAAUGAAGAAGCUCAUGACAAGGGGCACCUGUGCAGGUCGCCCGGGCGCCCACCGACUUGCGCGCACCAGUUCUGCCCGGAUCUGGAGGCGGAGGAGAAGAAGAGAAGCAGGGGGAGGAGGAGGGAGGAGGAGGCAGGAGGAGGAAGAGGAGAGGAUGAGGAGAAGAGGAUGAGGACGAGCAGGAGGAGGAGGCGCGGGAGGAGAAGUAGAGGAGCACGAGGACGCCGCGGAGGACGACAAGAGGAUGAGGAUGACGGGGAGGAGGAGGAGGAGGAGCAGAAGAGGAGAGGAGGCGGAAGUGAAGAAAAGGCAGAGUAGGAGCACGAUGAGAAGAGG
Chara braunii is the source of this 744-nucleotide messenger RNA. Lineage: Eukaryota; Viridiplantae; Streptophyta; Charophyceae; Charales; Characeae. The record is from the annotation of a GenBank genome assembly.